GAUCAGAAACUCAUAUUAUUCUGGUGGUAUCUUCGCUUGUGACAAAGAAGUUCAAGAUCACGUUUCCACUAUUCAGAACCUUAAAACUCAAAGUAGCCAUAUGUGUGGAGUGUCGACAUUGAAAGCUGCCAAAAAUAAACCUGUUUCAUUUAGAAGUUUGGAUGAAACCGGCAUAAGCAUGGCUUCCUGUCGACAUGGAAUUAUUCUUGCUGCAUUAAAUAUGUAUCAGGGAGAGCUCUACAGUUAUGCCCACUAUUUGCAAAUGAACCGUUUACAAAAUGUGUCCUUCAUAUGCCAGGAUAUCAUCUGUAAAUACUGGCCAUGGGCCUUAAAGAUUUCAUCAAGAGAACAGAAGUUCUCACUUGGGCAAGGAAAGCCUUUUUUAGGAGUCCUACAUGCCAAAGGACAUUCUUGGUAUUGUCAGGUUUUGUAUGGAGGGCGGUGGCAAGAAGGAAGUGGCCUGACAUCUGGGGAGGAGGCAGAGCAAGUAUUUUCCUACCUUUCAAGAUAUAACAACAACACUAAGAACAUGCUUAAAGCUGAGCGUACAGAAGAACUGACAGAGGGGGCACUCUUUUGGAAUCACAGAAAAAUUAAUGGAAUGCCUCGGGCAUUAGUUGCCAGAUUCAGAAAGGCCACAGAGACAGCUGCAGCAGUUUCAAAUGAGAUUCACAGGCUUAAUGUCCCAGAAUCUGUUAUUGAGAAAUGGAGAUCAGAAUUACUGAUCAUUGCAAGAUCCUUAAAUAACAGAUCCUCUGCCAAUAACAUUGAGCAUACUAUCGAGGCAUAUGGAGAGAAUAUAAGGCAUCGCAAAAAUCAGAUUACCACUUAUGCAGUUUCAUCUAAAAUGAGAGCUGUAUUGAGAAACAAAAAUGAAGUUGAGAAAAAAAAACUACGAGAUCUCAUAAAAAUCUACAAUCAGAACCAUCCGGAUUUGUCUGAAGCAGAUGUUUUAACUGGCAUCCUUCCAUGGCACAAUUUAUUGCUUCAUCAAAACACAAGUGUGUCCCUGACUGAAAAAAGAAGUGCAGUGGAAAAGUUUGAGCUCCAGAAGAGAUGUAGAGAGGAGGAAUCACUAACCAUUCAAGAAAUGAUAACAUGGUUACAGUACUACAAAAAGAAAAGGGACAAACUAUCCGAGUAUAUUCAAGAAUUACAAUGUGAUUCUUUCCCUUCAUGUCUCUGCAAGGAUUCUAACACGUACACCAUUGAAAACCCAAUUCUGUCAGAAGAAGAGAAACGUGGAUUAUUGGCUCUUCUCAAUCAGGGUCAAAAGCAAUGUGCUGACAAGCUUACUGAAGCCAAACAUUUAUUUAGUUCCUACCAGCCAAAUGAGGUCUAUGAGCCUUUCUUGGAGCUCUUAGAAAGUGAUGAAGAUGAAGACAUGUAUUUACAAAAUGAAUAGAUACAAAUGAACAAAUCCACAAGGGCCAUGAUGAGGGUUCGAACCUAUGUCCGAGAGGAUCCCACACGAGCCUUAAUGGACUGUGUUACGACAUGGCAAAAGAAUUCCAACCGGGAGUUCAACUGACCUCAAUCAUAGAUUUAAGGCAUCACGCUAUUGUGAUUUCUGUGUUUAACAAAUAGAUACAAGAUAGGCUUUUAAAUUUUUAAAUUUUUACUUACUUACUUUUGUCCUGUUGCUUGGUUACAUGAAUUGACCACACAAAUUAUGUUGCUUAGUUACAGAGAUUCUUAUAACUACAUGAAUUUUGUUGUUCAUUUAUAAGCCCAUUAUGUGCCUCUAAAAAUUUCCACUGCCACUCACAGGAUGGGUAUGUUGUGCAUAAUAAAUAAACUAAACUAAUAUUUUAUAUGCAUAUACUUUUGUCUUUUAAUACAAUAAAACUGGAUUAUAUUAAAAUAUUUUCCU
Molecule: messenger RNA, 1873 nt
Organism: Procambarus clarkii (red swamp crayfish)
Lineage: Eukaryota; Metazoa; Arthropoda; Malacostraca; Decapoda; Cambaridae
Source: RefSeq, a predicted model, not a curated record